AUGGAGCUGGCGGCGGCGCUGGCGGGCUGCGGCGUGAGUCGCAAGCAGUGUCGACAACUGCGAGGCGAACUGCGGCUGGAGGAGGACACCUUCGAGGGCCUCCACCGACACUUUCGGCACGACCAGCGCCGAGUGGAAUCGGCUCUUCGGCGGCUCCUCCCGCAGGGGGAGGAGGUCAUUCAACUGUUGGAGUCUUGCGAGGAGCGGCCGGAUUUGAUAGGCACUUGGGAGGAACCCAGCGCGCCCAGCGUGCCCGGGCGCGCGCCGAGCACCGCGGCGGCGGCGGCCGGCGCCACGGACGAGCUGCGAGAGGUCUGGGGCGCGCUGCCACGCCUGCAGCUUGGAGAAUCCAUGUCCCAGGGGCACGAGGAGCGGGGCCGCGCGCUGCGGCGGCGCCUGAAAAGCCUGGAUGCCUCGCAGCAGGCGGUGCUCAAGGCACAACAGACGCAGCUCCGCGCAGCAGGCGCUGCCGGUGCGGAGGAGUACCUCACCAAUGUCUGGAGCUUGCUGCAGACGACCGAGCGGCGCGUCGAGUGGAUGGUGGACUUGAUCGCUGCGCAGACCUCGGAACUGCAGCGCGCUUUGCGCCGCGCCCUCGAACGCCGUGCUUUGCCACCUUCCACGCUGCUGGCGUGUGAGUCCCGUGCUGUGCGUGCAAAGGGAGAACUGCUAACUUUGCCGGAGGCGUACCUCCUCCAAAGUUUGUCGUUCUGCACCUGUGCCGAGCUUUGUGCCUUGGGCGCGGCAGGAGCGCAGCUGCAACGGCUUUGUGAGGAAGAUGUGCUGUGGUGCUUGCAUUGGGCAAAAUGGCGGUUGCCAGGACAGGUGCCCAACAGCGAGGUCCGGAAACAUUUCCUGAUGAUGCUCGCCACUCAAUGUGUCGAAUGUGGUGCUUUGACGGACUUCGAACAUGCCAUCCUGGGCUGCCGCCUCUGUGAGGCUUGCGAGCGAAGCCACAGCCGCUACGCGCUCAUCAGGAGCAGCUUGGCCAUCCGCGAAUUCCAGCUGCCUUUAUCGGCCAUGCAGCAGCUGCCGGGCGUCGAUGGCUCCACGGGCCGCGUGUUUUUGCGCUCCAUGGUGCAGCAGCUGGCGGAACGGCAACAUACUCAGGAGAGCUUGCAACAACUUCGUGCCAAGAACGACAUGGGCUACACCUCCUGCGGCCGCCGCAGCGAGCGCCAGUCGCGCAGGAACGCUGCUGGAGCACCGAGGCCUUCAAAGGACAGCGACCCGUGUUGCUUCGAAGCUACGGCGCUCCGCCGUGCGGAUCAGACCGACGAUCACCAAGCCAAGCUGUUCAUCCCGGUGUCAUACCUGCGGGUCCUGAAAGCCUCGAGUUUGGGGGGGGGCGAAUGGAUGUGGGUCAUGGCACUGGUCGGAGACCGAGCUGGGGCACACACCUACGGACGAUCGUCCGUCGUGGACUGGUCGGGCUCCAGGCGUUUGCUGGGCUUCCUUUGCGCACUGUGCGCUGCCGUGUCCUUUGGGAUCCAGUAUGUGCCGGUGAAGAAGUACGAGAUCUUCGAUGGUGUGACCUUUCAGUGGUUCAUGUGCGGCGGGAUCUUGAUGGCGGGUUUCUGCUCUUCCGUCAUCUUUGGUAACUUCGGCAUGUCGGAGGAGAAGGAUGCCAUGCUCAUCGUCUACGGCGGCGCGCUGUGGGCGCUGGCGAACUACUUGGUGCUGCCUCUGGUGAAGUUGUUGGGCAUCGGUUUGGGUUUUUCGCUUUACCACUUCGUGAACUUGGUCGUUGGCUAUGGCAUCGGCCGGUUUGGUAUCUUCAACAUGGAGAAGUUGACCGGAAAUGUGGAGAUCUGCGACAUUGGCUGCUGCCUCGUCUUGGUCUCCUUUGUCAUCAUGGUCUUCGUCGAGGAAGCGGGCGACAAACAGCAGGACCUGUCCGACCGGCAAGGCCUGGCGGAGUCCACCCAAGACGAGCUGACGGAGGGUGGACGUUCAGAGCAGCAGAGCAACCAGGACUUCCGAGAAAAGUACACGCGCUGGCGCGAAGAUCACGUGGCCCCCGCGCGGCGGCACUCGGUGAUCGAGGCCGCUGGUACCGUACUGGUCUCGUAUUCCACCGGUGAGACAGGCGGCCAAUUGAAGUCCGUGGGCGGCUUCUCAGUCGCCCAGCCGCCACGGCUGGUGGCGCACAGGUCCGAGGAGCCGAGCUCCGAGGCGAUGCCCAGUGAUCUGGAGGCGGCAGGCGACUUAGAGGCCCCAUCUCCAGGCGCUGCAUCUCGAGCGUCAAGAGGAGAAGCGGUCCAAAGCUUCCUCCAAGUGGCGGAGGCGUCGGCGGAGCCGAACACGGCAGCAGGCCGUGUCGGGCGCAAAGCCGUGGGGGUUCUGCUGGCGUUGUUGGCUGGCACCUUGACCGGUGUCCAGAGCCGCUCGGAGCAUGGUGGGGCCAUGCGGCCGCAUACAUGGUGGGGCCGUAUGGGGCCGGGAAUGAAGGAUGAUGCGGGCCCCGCAGCGGGUUUUCCCGCAGAGCGGAACCCCGCAGCUCCGGAGCCCUUCGCCUCGCAGCGCUUUGAGGUUCGACGUCGCCCCGCUGCGCGCCGAAAGCUGGCGGAAGGCUUGGAGGUCCAUCAUCGGGAACUGCGACGAGGAGGAUCUCGAGGAGCUGGAAGACACCUGGCGCCCCGCGAGCCAUUUCUCCACCGAGGGCGAGAAAGAGGUGACUGCACAGGUCCGCGGUGGUUUGGAGGCCAAGCAGCGCCGACAGGGCUGGUUUCUCCUCUCGGGCGCUGCAGCCAAGCGAGCGCAAGGCCCCAAGUACGAGGAGCUGGUCGCCGCAGGGCAGAACUUGGACCAGGAGGAAGCCGUACGUGUGAUCCAGGCGGAUUUGCACCGGACCGGUAUGGAGGGUGUGGACGUCGGGGCCCUGGAGAAUUUGCUCUUGGCCUUUGCCGCCAAGAACCUGAAGAUCGGCUACUGCCAAUCGAUGAGCUUUGUGGCAGCAACCUUGUUGAUGUACAUGGAAGAGGCCGGGCACGUGCACGCUGGGCUGUGCGGGACCAUUUGUCGGAGCGAAUGUUGGGUGUCCGGGCUGACCUGAAAACACUGGAGAAGUUGGUGGCAGAGGAAAUGCCCGAGCUGGCGGAGCACUUGAACCUUCAAGGUAUCGAUCUCGCCCCCAUCACCGUGAACUGGUUCCUUUGUCUCUUUCUCAACACCUUGCCCGGCGAAUGGUCGCACCGAGUCUUAGAUUCUGUGCUCUACGAGGGCUCCGCGGUGCUGUUUCGCUGCGCGCUCAGCAUCCUGUGGCUCCGCCGAGAAGAGCUGAGGACUUGCCUCUCCCUGCCCGACGCCUUCGCAUAUCUCCGAUCUCCCAUGGGCGAGAGCCCGUUGGAUGCGAACGAACUGUGGGAGUUGAUGUUUGCCUCGUGGCUGAACAACCUCUCGGGGCGCCUGAGAAGUCUCCGCGAGGAGCAGCUCCGCUUGAUCCUGCAGGGGGAGGAGGGCGAAGUUCGCCGGAAGAUCCUGCCCUCGUUUAGCUGGCCCGAUCUGGAAUGGCCGAGCAUGCCCUCGAUGAGUUUCUCCUGGCUCAGCCUCAGCCCGAAGUCGGAGAAAGGUGACAAAGCCGACAGCGCCCUUGCUGGUGCCUCGUGA
This is a messenger RNA of Durusdinium trenchii, 3609 nucleotides long. Lineage: Eukaryota; Dinophyceae; Suessiales; Symbiodiniaceae. The record is from the annotation of a GenBank genome assembly.